Hevea brasiliensis (rubber tree) is the source of this 1207-nucleotide messenger RNA. Its product is annotated as MADS-box protein JOINTLESS. The coding region runs from base 312 to 944 and encodes 210 amino acids. The transcript is spliced from 9 exons. The record is from RefSeq and is a predicted model, not a curated record. Gene Ontology annotation, cellular component: nucleus. Gene Ontology annotation, biological process: positive regulation of transcription by RNA polymerase II. NCBI's taxonomy places the organism in Eukaryota, Viridiplantae, Streptophyta, Magnoliopsida, Malpighiales, Euphorbiaceae. Gene Ontology annotation, molecular function: DNA-binding transcription factor activity, RNA polymerase II-specific; RNA polymerase II cis-regulatory region sequence-specific DNA binding; protein dimerization activity.
AUUAUAUUUUCCAUUUUAUCUAACAAAACUAAGGUGAGAAGUUUUCACAGAGUCACUUUACUCAUUGUUUGGCCACAAAAAAAUCUUUCCUUUUCAUUCAUCAACUAGGUUAAGCUGACAAGCUCUUUCUCUUUCUCUUUCUUCCCUUUAAUGCCAUUGGUGGACUUGAAUUUAAAGUGACAACAGCACCAAAAAGGACAGCACCAGAAAAAAGCAAAGCAAGCUGAAACUAGACAUGUGUACUGGUCAAUCCUUGUGCCUUCUGCUUCUUGUAAAUGAGCUUGGAUUUGUAGUCUAGAUCGCCACUGAAAAUGACAAGGCAGAAAAUCCAGAUCAAGAAGAUUGACAACCAUACAGCAAGGCAAGUAACUUUCUCUAAAAGAAGAAGAGGGCUUUUCAAGAAAGCUUAUGAGCUCUCUACUCUUUGUGAUGCUGAGAUUGCACUCAUUGUCUUUUCUGCAACUGGGAAGCUCUUUGAGUAUGCUAGCUCAAGUAUGACUCAAGUGAUUGAAAGACACAAUUUGCAUCCAAAGAACAUUGGCAAGUUAGAUCAACCUUCUCUUGAGCUGCAGCUUAAAGAUGGUACGUCUGCUGCACUGAGCAAGGAAGUAGAAGAGAAGACCCGUGAACUGAGGCAGAUGAGGGGAGAAGAACUCCAAGGAUUGAGCAUUGAAGAACUUCAACAAUUAGAGAAAUCAGUUGAAAGAGGCUUGAAGCGAGUCAUGGAAACAAAGGGUGAUGCAAUUGCAAAUGAAAUAAAUGCCCUCAAAAACAAGGAGGCUCAAUUGAUGGAAGAGAACGAGCGACUAAAGAAGCAAAUGAUGAAUGUGUCAGUAGGGUCAUCAGAUUCUAUGUUAACCAAUACCAGUAGCUCAGCAGAUCCUGCUCAAGAUUUUGACGGCUCCGAUACUUUCCUUAGAUUGGGGUUACCCUUCCCAGAUUGAAUCUGAAGUAUGGAAUGAUAUCCGAGGAUCAACAAAAUGAAUCAAACAGUUACUUAAAAUAUUCAAAAUUCUUGCUUGAUUAUAUGUAUGUGACUGUGUGUGUAUGCCUAUUGAAAAAGAAAAAUUAAAAAUAAAAAAGCCUUGUGCCACUAGGCAAGAAACUGCAGCCAUUGCAGAAGGCUGCAGGGGUUACCAUUUAAGGCUUGCACAUUGUAGCAAGGUGUGAAAUGUAUAACAUAAAAUGUAUAAUAUAAUUUUCUUCA